UUCGCAGUGUAAGCGCCCACAUCAAACGCCGUGAGGGUCGGCUUCGAAAACGUUUACUUUAUGUCGUUUUUCUGAAGGAAAUUCCGACUCGAGGCUGAUUUCCGGAGGUUUUAUGGCGUGAGGGAGAUUCCGGAGAGCAAGUCACGAUGAAUCCCUUGACGAACGUGAAGAACAUCCAGAAACUGAGCCAGCGUGAGCUAGAGCUGGGUGUCAACAUCAAGCAGUCAUGGCAUCAGCAGUACCGAGACAGCGCUUGGGUAUUCCUCGGAGGGCUUAAUUACGAACUCACUGAAGGAGAUAUAGUCUGUGUCUUCUCUCAGUAUGGAGAGAUUGUUAGUAUUAAUCUGGUGCGAGACAAAAAGACGGGAAAGAGUAAGGGCUUUGCUUUUUUGUGUUACGAAGAUCAACGCUCAACCAUUCUGGCUGUUGACAACCUAAAUGGUAUAAAGCUAGUCGGCCGCAUCAUCAGGGUCGACCAUGUGGAGGAGUACAAGGUGCCCAAGAUGAGGGAGGACAUGUCCGAGGAACAGCAGAAGUUGCUGAUAGAAGGCUGUGCCCCAAAACUCAUUCCUGUGGAGGAGCAGGAGGAAGAAGAGGAACUGAUGGUGAUACCUCCAGAAAAAAUCAAGAAAGAAAAAACAGACAGGAAGGUCAAAAAGGAGAAGAAGAAGAAAGACAAGAAAAAGAAAAAGAAAAAGAGGCGAUCAUCUUCAUCCUCGUCAUCGCCAUCAGAAUCAAACAGUUCAUCAUCCUCAGAUAGCGACAGUGACGAUGACAGCUACAGGAAAAAGAGAAAGAAGAAGAAAAAGAAGAGAAGCAGAGACGAAUCAGAAUCAGGGAGCGACAGCGGAGACUCGGAAAGAGAGAGGAAGACGAACAGGGCAAGGAGGGAGGAGUAUGGCAACGGGACCUUUAAAGUGAAGGAGGAAAAGAGGGACCCAGGCUACGAAAAGUACGAACAUGUGAGACCCGACAGCGAUAGGGACAGGUACCGUGAGAGAGACAGAGGCCCGGAGAGAUAUAGAGACGCGAGGGAUAGCAGGGACAACCGAGACAGAGAAUAUAACAGACACAGAAUGGAGAGGGAUGAUAGGGAGAGAAGGGAGAGGGAUCACAGGCAGGACGGGAGGGGCGGCUACAGGCAGGGGGAGGACUGGGGAAGAGGAGGAGGGGGCAAUAGGGAUGGUAGGUACGGCAGCCACAACAGAAGUCCAGACAGAGGUAGAUAUAGGGGUAGAAGAUAGUUAAGAUUUUUUUUUUUUUUUUUUUUUUCUUUUUAUAAAGACGUGUAUUUUCAAUUGUGAAAAACAUUUUCUAAUAUUUUUAGAGUUUCAUUAUUGAGAUGUGGUUUUUAGUAUUGUUUACAGACAGCCAUGCAGCAGAUGCAAAUGAGAUAUUAACUUGAAUUAAUAUGUUCCUUGUUUAUAUACAUUUUUAAGAGCCAUACGCUAGAUGCAAGUGAUGUAUUAACUUGAAUUAAUAUGUUGCUUGUUUCUAUUCAUUUUUAAGAAUUCUUUUAUUAUUAUUUUUGUUUUGAACUAAAUUGUGUUAAUGUCAUGAUAUAUGAAAUAAACAUAUUCUUGA
Penaeus indicus is the source of this 1584-nucleotide messenger RNA. Its product is annotated as RNA-binding motif protein, X-linked 2-like. NCBI's taxonomy places the organism in Eukaryota, Metazoa, Arthropoda, Malacostraca, Decapoda, Penaeidae. Gene Ontology annotation, molecular function: RNA binding. The coding region runs from base 147 to 1244 and encodes 365 amino acids. The transcript has 5 exons. Gene Ontology annotation, cellular component: precatalytic spliceosome; U2 snRNP; catalytic step 2 spliceosome. Gene Ontology annotation, biological process: mRNA splicing, via spliceosome. The record is from RefSeq and is a predicted model, not a curated record.